UGUUGGAGGCACUACCGAGGUGGACCGACGAUGAACCUUGAGAAAAACAAUAAAACUGGAUAAUAUAUCAAGAAACUAGGCGUAGUUGGCGGUUAAAUGUGCGUGCAAAUGACGGUUUUGUUAAUUAACUUUUCUAAAACGUGUAAAAAUUGGGGAUUGUAAACUCCAGACGCACGCACUCAGGAGAGGUAAACGGGAAUUCCGGAUAUUUGCUCGGGGAUGUCCUUUCCGGUAGUCGUGGAAAAGUUUGUUGAUUUCGCGUUGGAAGUAUUCCUGAAAUCUUCUUUUCAAGAUUGGAUGCUACAGAAGCCAUGUUUUCAUGCGACAUCACCCUGGCCAUGACUGCUAAACUGUUUGAUACUAUGACUCCAAUCCUGCCUUGUCCGUUUGGCUGCCCUGUGAGGGUCAGGAACCAGUGAGUGAGUGAGUGAGAGAGAGAGAGAGAGAAAGAGAGAGAGAGAGAGAGACUCUAAGGAUCUUCAGUGCUUCGCCAUAAAACUUCAUUUGGGCCACAGCUAAUAGAAGACACAAAUCAAGCUAUUCCUGCCAGGAUGACUAAAGCAAUCCUCAUCUUCAUCACAGUCCUGGGGGCCUGCUUUCUGUCUGCUACUCCUACUGAAGGUGGUCAGAACCCAGACUACGUGCUCCAGGGCACAGGGGUGAAGCCAGAGCAGAAGAGGCCGCCGGCUCCGGACGGCUCCACCGUGUCCCCAGAGGACGCCGACCGCUUCCUCAGCUGCUACUGUUCCGGCCACUGCCCCGAUGACGCCGUCAACAACACCUGCAUGACCAAUGGGCAGUGUUUUGCCAUCAUAGAGGAGGACGAAUAUGGAGAGAUCCUCCUCACCUCUGGCUGCAUGAGAUAUGAGGGCUACCAUUUCCAGUGCAAGGAUUCACCGAAAGCCCAGCCCAGAAGGACAAUUGAAUGCUGCCAGUCUGAUUUUUGCAACAAAGACCUGCAGCCCACACUACCACCUCCAGGCAUACAAGACCCGCUUUUUGGCAGUGCCCACUGGCUGGCCUUCCUCGUAUCAGUGACCGUCUGCUGUUUCGCCCUCAUAACCAUCACGGUCAUCUGCUACUUCAGAUAUAAAGUGCAGAUGGAGCGGAGGCAAUAUGACCAGGACCUGGAGCAGGACGAGGCCUUCAUUCCCAUAGGAGAGUCUCUCAAAGAGCUCAUCAACCAGUCCAGCACAGGCAGUGGCUCUGGGCUCCCCCUGCUGGUCCAGCGCACCAUCGCUAAGCAGAUCCAGAUGGUGCGUCAGAUCGGGAAGGGGCGCUACGGGGAGGUGUGGCUCGGCCGCUGGCGUGGGGAGAAGGUGGCCGUCAAAGUCUUCUUCACCCGCGAGGAGGCCAGCUGGUUCCGAGAGACCGAGAUCUACCAGACGGUUCUCAUGAGGCACGAGAACAUUCUGGGCUUCAUUGCGGCGGACAUAAAGGGCACAGGGUCCUUCACGCAGCUCUUCCUCAUCACAGAUCACCAUGAGAACGGCUCCCUGUACGACUAUCUGAGGGCUGCCACACUGGACCCCCAAGCUCUGCUGCGGCUGGCCUACUCUGCUGCCUGCGGCCUGUGCCACCUGCACACAGAGAUCUACGGCACCCAGGGCAAGCCUGCCAUCGCCCACCGAGACCUGAAGAGCAAGAAUAUCCUCAUCAAGAAAAAUGGCACUUGUUGCAUUGCAGACCUUGGACUGGCAGUGAAAUUCAAUAGUGACACCAAUGAAGUGGACCUGCCCCCGAGCGCUCGCGUGGGAACGCGCAGGUACAUGGCCCCUGAGGUGCUGGACCAGAGUCUCAACAAGAACCACUUCCAGGCCUUCCUCAUGGCGGAUAUCUACAGCUACGGACUCAUCGUCUGGGAGAUCGCCCGCCGAUGUGUGACUGGAGGUAUAGUGGAGGAGUAUCAGCUGCCAUACUGGGACAUGGUGCCAGCGGACCCUUGCUUUGAGGACAUGCGGGAGGUGGUGUGUGUGAAGGGCUUACGGCCAGCUGUGUCCAACCGCUGGAAUGGCAAUGAGUGUCUGCGUGCAGUCCUGAAGCUGAUGUCGGAGUGCUGGGCACAUAACCCUGCCUCACGCCUCACGGCCCUGCGCAUCAAGAAGACUCUGGCCAAGAUGGUCGAAUCGCAAGACAUCAAAAUAUGACCGCUGUGCUCAGUGCGAUACGGCCGCAGAUGAAACGCAUCCACGGACAAAAUAACCAUCCAGCCGCCUUACACGAACCCAGUGAACCCCAGAGCCUGUGGCUUAAGGGUUUUGUACGCACAGGAGCAAAGCACGGAGCAGCAGGAGUGACCGCUGGGCAGACUCACAAAGACCUGGGCGCCUUCUUUUGCUCCUUGUGCCUGAGGGACGCAGGGGGCCAGGAGAAAGACAAGCUCUGUGGUUCAAGGCAAGGUGACUGUAUUUGGAAUAACGCUCUUUGGCCAACAGCCCCUUCCGCUCUCAGUCUCGGCCCCUCUUCAGUCUGGGAGAACAUGGCCGCACGUCAGCCCGUGCUUUCCGUGAAAGCCAUAGAUGUAUAAGGCAGGUCUGUGUGGGCAGGAGCCAUGGACAACAAGCUUGGGUGAAGAGGGAGUAGAUCCUCUCUUCUCUCAGUGUGGAGGACUAUCGCACUAUUGAUACUCUUCUAAACAGUUCUUUGUAGCUAUAUGUGCAGAUUUUUUUUUGUUGCCGAAAACAAAUAGUAUAUUGACACUUCCACAGCUAUUUAAGAAAUAAUCUUGUAAAGAAUUAAAUUGUCUGUCGUCAUGUGUUAAGUAUUUCCAUAUUUACAGAUGCAGUUAAGUGUGUGUGUGUGUGUGUGUGUGUGUGUGUGUGUGUGUGUGUGU
Molecule: messenger RNA, 2833 nt
Organism: Alosa sapidissima (American shad)
Lineage: Eukaryota; Metazoa; Chordata; Actinopteri; Clupeiformes; Clupeidae
Product: bone morphogenetic protein receptor type-1A-like
Exons: 13
Coding region: 552-2147 (531 amino acids)
Biological process (GO): BMP signaling pathway; dorsal/ventral pattern formation; cellular response to growth factor stimulus
Cellular component (GO): plasma membrane; signaling receptor complex
Molecular function (GO): ATP binding; SMAD binding; transforming growth factor beta receptor activity, type I
Source: RefSeq, a predicted model, not a curated record